This is a messenger RNA of Olea europaea var. sylvestris, 1875 nucleotides long. Its product is annotated as TATA box-binding protein-associated factor RNA polymerase I subunit B-like. The transcript is spliced from 3 exons. Gene Ontology annotation, molecular function: RNA polymerase I core promoter sequence-specific DNA binding. Bases 141 to 1637 code for a protein of 498 amino acids. Gene Ontology annotation, cellular component: RNA polymerase transcription factor SL1 complex; RNA polymerase I core factor complex. The record is from RefSeq and is a predicted model, not a curated record. Gene Ontology annotation, biological process: nucleolar large rRNA transcription by RNA polymerase I; RNA polymerase I preinitiation complex assembly. Lineage: Eukaryota; Viridiplantae; Streptophyta; Magnoliopsida; Lamiales; Oleaceae.
GUUCUUAGUUAUACAAUUCUUCUUUAUGGUGCUUGUCUUUUGGCCUCAUUCAUUUUUGCAUUCCAGGGGAAGGCAAUGAAUUUGAGCUUAGUUCUAAGCCUGGUGCAGAACCGGUUAAUCUACUGGGCCAGCGUGCAGUAAUGAUAUGGUAUAGAUCUCUCAGCAGUACAAUCCCAUUAUCUUAUUCUUUAGCCAUCUCUUUUCUAGUUUGUCACGUGGCCAGAGAGGCAAUUUUGCCCACAGAUAUUUUAAAGUGGGCUAUUGAAGGAAAGCUUCCAUAUUUUGCCGCCUAUGUUGAAAUUAAGAAACAGCUUGGAUCUCACUCCAAGGCUUGUCCUAUCAGUGUCAGUCGUAUGUUCAGACCCAUCCAUGUUGUUUCACCACAGAAAUUGGAAUCAAUGGCAGCUGAUAUUGCCCGCAAAAUUCAGUUGGAAUUGCCUCCGGUGAACUUCUAUGCUAUAGCUUCUCGUUAUUGCAGGCAAUUAUCUCUUCCUACCAGCCAAAUACUUUCCGUGGCAUGCCACACUUGUGAAUGGUCCAUGCCUCCCGAAUUGUAUAUGUCGGCUAACGAGUUCAGGCUGCCCACGCGAGUUUGUGUGAUGUCGAUACUUAUUGUAGCAAUAAGAAUUCUUUUCGAUAUUAAUGGUUAUGGAAAAUGGGAAUCAAGUUUGUCUAGUUCCUUGUUUUCAUUAUCUCAGUGCAGAAGAAAUGGAGAUAACAAACAUCAAUGCUCUAAUAAUUUAACCGAUGAUACUAAGGACUUGUUAUUAAAUGAUUUAGUGCCUGAUGACGUUAAACCAGGUGUUCGGGAUGCUAGAUUGGGUGUUGUAGAGCUUUUAAAGAUUCUUGAAACAAAAUACAAUGAGCUGGGUGAUGUAUAUGAGUAUUCCCGAGACUUGCCUUCAUAUCUUCAGUAUUGUAAGGAUGUGGUUUUUUCCGGAUUACAACCAUCUUUUGAGGAUCAUGAAGAAGAGAAGUUGAUAGAAGAUUUAUGGGACUUCUAUCAAAAUUCGAAGGAUGCUGGAACUUUAGACGACGUAAAAGUCAGUUGCUUGCCCAACAAGAGAUCAAGGGAUUUCAACGUUAAUAGAGAUGAGGCUAUCAAAAGAGUUUGGGACGAUCCUAUAUUGUGUGAGUCAUCUCAAAAGGAUAGUACACCACAUCAUCUACAUAAUGACUCGGAAGAUAUCUUGGUUCAGCAUAAAUUUUCUUACAGUGAUCAAGAUCCAGCACACGGAGUCCGAUCUUCAAUGGAAUCCUAUAAAGAUAGAGCAAUAAGAGAGUUAAAGUCUGAUAUGGAAGAGAAUAGAUUCUGUUAUAUUCCUCCAAGAGUUAAUAUCAAGAAUAAGGACUAUGUGCACUAUGUCAGGAAAAAGGACGGAGGUGCCUACAUAUAUGCUGUACACGCAGAUUAUUAUAUCUUGCUUCGGUCAUGUGCUAAGGUUGCUCAGGUUGAUAUUAGAACGAUGCAUAAAGGAGUGUUGAGUUUUGAGAGGAGACUGAAAUGGCUGGAAAAGCGAAUUGAUCAUUCCAUGCAUUUGAAACAAAAUUCUAAUGACUUCUGUGACUAUUGUUGCGAUGAGGCUGUGAAAAAUACUGGAGAUGAUUCUAUGCCAUUUUCACAGUCGAAUACGUAAAUAAUAUUUAUUUAUUUCUUUGGAAGCCAUUUUCAUUCUUAGGCUCUUUUUUAUGUACAUAUCGUUAUUUUCUUACGAAUUGAUUGUUGGUCGCUAGCAAAAGUAAGAAUUCUUGGUACUGUUUGUCAGCAAAAAAAGAGCUGUUCAUGUUCCAUCGAGCACUGCUAGUGGACUCAUUCUGUUGUGCCGAAUUGGUGUGUGCAAUUUUGUAUCCCAGUUGGGUAUACCUUUCCUCUUA